This is a messenger RNA of Anastrepha ludens (Mexican fruit fly), 2260 nucleotides long. It is a transcript of the gene SiaT, whose product is annotated as beta-galactoside alpha-2,6-sialyltransferase 1. The transcript has 7 exons. The record is from RefSeq and is a predicted model, not a curated record. Gene Ontology annotation, molecular function: sialyltransferase activity. Lineage: Eukaryota; Metazoa; Arthropoda; Insecta; Diptera; Tephritidae. Bases 674 to 2161 code for a protein of 495 amino acids.
AGGACAGGUGUUUUGGUCGCUGUUGUAGUUCAAGUAGUGUUCGUUCCGAAAAUUAUAGUGACACGGUAUGGCAUAGCACGUGGCAUUGCCAAGGGAGGGCCGAAAGGAGCUGCCAGACGCACGCUUCAAAAACGUUUUGCACGCAAUUUACUCAUAAUUAUUCGCAUUCGGUAAUCGCCUGUACGAUACGAAUAUGUGAUUAUUUUGAACUAUGGUCGAUGUGUCGGUAUGAGUAUACACUCGCGCAUGUUUGUGCACAAUAGAUGUUUGUUUCCCGCACUCAUGUAUGUAUGUGUAUAGGCUUAUAAAGUGCGGCGUUAAAAUUGUUUUGUGUCCGUUGGUAAACAUAUCGCGCGCAACUCGGCAACUCGGCACAAAGGCAUAAAAGCGCCGCUGUGGGAAUCAGUUUAAGCGAAAGCAUACAAGGAAAUAUUUGCACUCCCAUGAAACUCAUCACGCGGCCUCUUUAACUACGCCAAAAUAAGCUUCAGCUAUUGUGGCAAUUUAACACCAAGUGAAAUAAUUAUAAUCGAAAUAGUAGUGUCUAUUCAAAAUUUAGGAAAAAAUCAAUAAACAUUUUUAUAUGGCUUAUAUAGUUUUGAAUUAAACAUAUAAACUACGAGUAGCAUAAAAAAUAGUAUGUGAUGAAAUAUUAAAAAUAGUCCCAAUCAUCAUGAACGCUUCACAAGUUCUAGCAGUAAUAAUAACCGCGAUUGUAACGUAUUUGAUACCUUUUGAAUUGCAACGAAUUCGCGCUCAAACCAAUCAACUUGCCCGCAUGCCCAUCUUGCCAUUUGCCGCCACUUUUGCAAGCUCAUCCGCUGAAGCUAAGCAAAUUUCACAAAGAACUUUCCAGCAAGACGAAAGCACUAACCACAAAGUCCAAAAAAGCUGUGUAAAAUGUAAUAAGCAACAUUUGAAAAAGCCGCCACUGUCGUGGAAAAGCACUGCAUCACUAGCGAGGCAACACACGGCAGCUGAAAGUUGCCAUUAUUGUCAUCAACGCAAACGUCGCAGCGUAUUCCAUGUGCGCUGGAAUCCUAAUGAGAAGUUCGUCGUGGAAAGUCGGGAGAAACCAGCAGUAAACUCUACAAAACUUUCACCACAUCCCCGUCUAAAGUUAUCGAAAAAUACAAAACUUACCUUCAAUCCAAAACUAUUCGUCUGUCACGAUAUGCUUUUAGAGAAUUGCCAGAAUAAAACUGCGAAUUUCCGUCAACAUAUAAUUCACAUUUUUGAAAAAUCAUUAACCGACUCAACAAACGAAUCCAAUUUCUACAAUGUUCACUUUAAGCCUGUAUUUGCCAACAGCUUCGAAGAGCAGUACUAUCCAUCGCCUUGCUUGGUUAUGGACGCCGGCGUAAGGAUAUUACGUCGCAAGGAUCCUCCGUUUCACAAAUUGGAAAUUGGAAAACUCUUCCCUAAGCAAAAAUUAUUCCGCAAAAUAAAGGAUAUUAAGGCAUGCGCAAUUGUAUCAAGUGCGGGUUCACUUUCCGGUUCAAAGAUGGGAAAAUUCAUCGACGCACAUGACGUUGUGAUGCGAUUUAAUCACGCGCCCACGUUGGGAUAUGAAGUGGAUGUUGGCAGUAAAACAACAAUUCGAGUCUUAAACUCUCAGGUCGUUACCAAGCCGCAGUUCAAUUUCACUCACGCACCGAUCUUCCAAAAUGUCACAAUUGCCGCGUGGGAUCCGGGAAAGUAUAAUACCUCGCUGAAAGAAUGGACGACUUCAGCAGAUUACGACUUGUUCACCAACUAUGGCAUAUAUCGGCGCAACUACCCGAAAUCACGGGCAUUCCUCAUCGAUCCGCAUUCUGUCUGGCGUCUAUGGCAAAGUUUACAAACAUUUGUCGGGAAACGUCCCAUUCGCAAAAAUCCACCAAGUUCAGGUUUCAUUGGUCUCGCCUUAUUGCUGCCGUAUUGUCCUUAUAUAGAUUUUAUCGAGUACAUUCCCUCAACGCGCCUAAACGGUCGAUGCCACUACUAUAGUAAGGAGAUGAACUCCGCAUGCACUUUCGGUGCUUGGCACCCCUUGGCUGCUGAAAAACUAAUGGCGCUAGAUAUGAACCUAGCAGAUGACAUGUCCGUCUUUCAGCAUGGAAUUUUACGAAUACGGCGCCCAGACAAGUUACUUUGCGGAUUUAACUUUUUUGGAUAUUGAUCGUAUUGAUAAGCAGCAGUUGCAAAACCACAAUAAUAAUUAUUUCUCUUUGAAGGUGUAGCUUACUAUUGUAAGAAUACCUUAAAUGUAAUAAUGAUU